GGCGUUCACAAUCAGCUGCAUCAGAUGCAAAGCUGCGCUUGUUUUGUUGCGUCUCCGAGAAAUGGAGGGAAAGAGAAGCUUUCCGUCGCCAUAGCCAUUGUGUCUUUUGAUCCCUUGCGGGAAAUAUCGCUUCGUUGUGGCGGUGUUUUUGUGUUCUCUCGACGGAGAUCAACAUAUCUUCGUCUUGGUUAGGAUUCCACUUAUUUUAUCCUCGAGGUUUCAUUGUUGCUGAGAAAAGUAGAGGAGUUUCAGGAAAUGAUUUAGAAUUUUCGUUUUGACGGUGAAGAGGAACAGGAGUUAGUUUUAAUCAGCAACCGGCCUCAAUGUGCCGAGCUUGGGAUAAACGCCGGGUGUCGGUGGAAUCGGAAAAUGUUUGAGCGCGGCCGUAGAAGUAUUCUUAGGGCAGCUGGGGUUUAGCUAGCAUUUUGAAUCAGGGUUGAUGAAAUGCGACGAAGGCGGCCGUGAAAUGUGUAGCAGUCGGAAGAAGAAGAAGUUUUAUUCGGGCACUUACAAAUCUUGAAUGCUCAAUCUUUGGUUUAGGUCCGGGGUUAUGCAUUUCUUGGACUCAAGUAUCAUGUCCGCGCCUGUUUUUUGGAGUUCUACUGUAAGGAGAAGCCUCCUUUCGUCAAGUUCGAAUUUAGUCUACAUUUCGAUCACCGCUAUCGUGCACCCCGAGCUUGAGUGCAAGCAGACUCAUCGCUCGGCGAUAAGCCUUACCCAGAACUUGUCUUUUACAUUCAUGAUGACAGGAAGCGGAGUGAAAAUCUUCUCACUCGCUUGAUUUCCAAUUAGUUUGUUAGUCUACCUCCCCAUUCAUUCGAUUUAAAUAAUAUUCAGUGUGAGUGAUGCAAGCAAAAGAAUAAGGAGAGUAAUGGGUUAUUUUUACAACAUUGUGUUGACGCGAUUUUCGCUUCAUCACCCUUGAUUUUGCUAUUGUCGUACUCAACCAGGCUUUAGCGUUGAAAACGGUGUGAUUAGAAGCUGGUUUGUCAGCUGCAUACAUGAAUUUGUCUGUGUAGAAUCACUAAGUUCAGUCUAUACGAAUCUUCUCGAAUCAUUUCAAAUGUAGAAUUGGUAUGGUUUGAGAAAAAAAAUUAUGUACUGACAGCGGGGGAAUUUAGGUCAUGUGUUAUUUGUAAAUUAGUGGAGAGAGGAAGGCCAUGGAAGGAGACGUGAUCUCCGAUUUAGUGUGGCAGCUAGCGGUGCGCAUCUUUCCAAGUGGUAGAAAAAAUGCAGAAAAUGGUGGUCAUGGGCUGCAUAAAAAGCAGGGUGAUGCAACGCUGCACCGAGUGCAUCAGUACGCAAUGCGUAUUAUUGGAAGCAGAAUUGCUCCGUCUCUCGCUAACGACGAAGCUGCAAUGGCUGAAGCAAUCAAGAAACAACUAGUUCAAGAAAAUAGGUCUGCUGACGCCCUUAGUUUUGCAGACUUGCAUAGGAGGCUAUCAUCUUACAGUGGGCCUGGUUGUAUCGAGAAUCGGUGGGCUUUACUGUACCUCCUUCGUGCAAUUGCAGAAGACCAAAGAAGAGAGAGAGCGGAAACAAGGGGCUCCGCAAUCCCGUACACGUCCACUCUCACAGGGGCAUCGGCUUAUGGAGGCCUCCCUUCAUUUCCGUCCAACAGUACGCAUCCUAAGCUUCCAAAUUAUUCACCGGAGCCCGAGGUAUCGCCUGGCAGGACUAGCUCCUCUAGGAAUGGCACCCCUCAACCUCAAACUUGGUCACAAUCCUCACGGGCACAAUCACCAAGUUCUCCCAGUGGAGUUCUCAUUUUGACAAAAGAUGACGGAAACGCAAAGGCAGCUGCAAUGAGAGAAUACCUCGAGAUUGUUCAAUCAGAAUCAGAUGUUUCAGAAUUAGCCAUAGUGCGGGAUGUCUUGUAUGCAUGCCAGGGAAUUGAUGGCCGUUAUGUGAAGUUCAAUAAAGAUGUCGAUGGGUACAUGAUUGACGAAUCUAUCAAGGUUCCUAAAUCUACAAGAACUUUAGUUCGCCGGCUCUGUGAAGUAGGAUGGUUAUACCUGCGAGUCAAGAAUCACAUCUCUGAGAGCCUUGAGAAUGGUCCAUUGGAAGCCAUAGGUACAGUGGGUCAAGCUUUUUGUGCUGCUCUUCAAGAAGAACUUGCAGACUUCUAUAGAUUGAUGGCGGUCCUUGAGGGUCAGGUUCACCAUCCUAUACCCUUGAUGGGAGGAGUUGACUCUGCCAAUUCCGUUGGUAACUAUUUAUCCUUGAGAAGAUUAGUUGUAUGGCUUGGGGAGCCGUUGGUCAGAAUGCGGUUGAUGGCUGUGUUGGUGGAUGACUGCAAGACAUUGAGGGGCGGAGCCAUGGCAGGGGCUAUCCAUAUGCACGCUCAACAUGGGGACCCAUUGGUUCGUGCAUUCUUAAGUCGUCUUCUUCGCCAAGUGUGCUCACCACUUUUUGAAAUGGUUCGAAGGUGGGUACUUGAAGGGGAGAUUGAUGAUUAUUAUGGAGAAUUUUUUGUUUCGGCCAAGUCCGUGAAGGCAGAAGCACUGUGGCGGGAGGGUUAUCAACUCCAGACCGCUAUGCUUCCCUCUUUCAUCCCUGAACCUCUCGCUCAACGUAUUUUGAGAACAGGAAAAUCCAUCAACUUUCUUCGAGUUUGCUGUUCCGAUCAAGGAUGGGCACAAGCUGCUUCUGAAGCAGUCGCUGCUGCAGGAGCCUCUGCCAGCGGAGGUAUCCUUGGUUACGGUGAGAUUGAAGUGUUGGAGGCACUGGUUGCCGAAGCAGCGGGUCGGAUUGAUAAACAUCUUAUCCAAAUUAUGUACAAAAGAUAUCGAUUUCCGGAACAUUGCCUGGCGAUCAAGAGGUAUCUCCUUCUGGGGCAAGGUGACUUUAUACAAUGUUUGAUGGAUCUUGUGGGACCAGAACUUGCUCAACCAGCUAACACUUUAAGUUCUUUCAAGUUGUCGGGGACCUUAGAGAGCGCUGUACGGGCAUCCAACGCUCAAUACGAUGAUGGAGAUGUACUCGAUCGGCUCAGAGUUCGUAUGAUGCCGCACAAUGGCGGGGACAGAGGAUGGGAUGUUUUCUCCCUCGAGUACAAUGCUCGAGAACCUUUAACUACGCUAUUCACGGAAGAAGUGAUGGGCAAAUACCUGAAAGUAUUUAAUUUUCUGUGGAGGCUAAAGCGUGUGGAGCAUGCACUCUGUGCGACUUGGCAGACAAUGAAGCCUAAUUGCAUGAUUGCUCGGCUAUGGUCCAACAAAGAAGGGGGGCAAUCUCAGCUAACUGCAGUUCUAAAAAGGUGUCAGACCUUGCGAAAUGAAAUGAACCAUUUUGUGACUAAUCUUCAGUACUAUAUCAUGUUUGAGGUUCUUGAGUACUCAUGGUCCAACUUUCUUGAAGAGAUGGAGGAGGCACAUGAUCUUGAUGAGCUGAUUGCUGCUCAUGACAAGUAUUUAAGCUCUAUUUUGGAGAAGGCCCUGUUGGGUGAGCGCUCUCAGUUGCUUUGCAAGACCCUUUUCAGCCUCUUCGACCUCAUUCUGCGGUUCCGUGGCUUAGCAGACAGGCUAUACGAGAAUGCACGCGAAGUUCACACCAGGGGGGAGUCAUCAUUGAGGUCAAAAGGGAAAAGUGAUACUCUAUCCAAAUCCCGCCCUGGGCAGAGGAAGUUGUCCACUUCACAGCUUUCAGGUGACUUUUUACGAAUUCUUGGUGAAGAAAUGGAUGGAGUUGCUGGGGAAUACUCAUCGCUCCUGGAAGGGUUUAUUGCACAGUUGCCAGUUCAACAACAUGUAGAUCUGAAGUUUCUAUCUUUCAGACUUGAUUUUUCUGAGUUUUACACCCGUCAGCACAUGGGCAUGUCUUCCACUCCCAUUCGGCUACAUCGAACCCCUAUCAGGAUUCAGAAACCUUCGUUCGGCGCAGAACCUGCCUUGGUUUAAAGUAGGAUGUACGUUGAAAUUUGAGGCGGGAUUGUAGAUGGUCUUCAUAUGAUAUUACACAUUCUCAAAUUUUGCAAGGUUGUGAUGGUUAGAAUCUAGGAGGGGGUAUUGCGGUCUGAAAGCAGGUGUGCUGGGCAUGUCUCUAGCAAAUUAGUAGGAAAAUGUUGGAAUUGUUUCAAUGCUGGAGAAAUAUAUUAAAUCCUGGAACCUCUUGAAAUGGCUC
Molecule: messenger RNA, 4122 nt
Organism: Physcomitrium patens
Lineage: Eukaryota; Viridiplantae; Streptophyta; Bryopsida; Funariales; Funariaceae
Product: gamma-tubulin complex component 3
Biological process (GO): spindle assembly; meiotic cell cycle; mitotic cell cycle
Cellular component (GO): microtubule organizing center; spindle pole; gamma-tubulin complex
Molecular function (GO): microtubule minus-end binding; gamma-tubulin binding
Source: RefSeq, a predicted model, not a curated record